Molecule: messenger RNA, 2580 nt
Organism: Hepatospora eriocheir
Lineage: Eukaryota; Fungi; Microsporidia; Hepatosporidae
Source: the annotation of a GenBank genome assembly
AUGAAUUUAAUAAACAAUAAAUCAGAGAUAUAUAAUAGCGAAUUAAGUUCUAUUAACCAGAAAGAAAUAAAAACUGAGAGUGAAAAGAAGAAUUAUAUACAUGGCAAAUUAUUAAAAGAAACUUUCAGGUUAGAUACAACUAGGAUCAAGACAGUAGCAUUUCAUCCCAAUGAGAACAAAUUAAUAAUAGGACAUCAUUGUGGUAAGUUAUCAUUGAUAGACUAUCUGUAUAACACAGUACAUACUUAUAAUGAACAUUCAGGAAGUAUAAGGGUAGUUAAGUUUCAUCAUGAUGGUGCUAUAUUUGCAACUGCGGGAGAUGAUAAGAUAAUAAGAAUAUGGGAUUAUAAAACAAUGAAGGUAAAGAGAAAGUUAGUUGGACAUGUUGAUUAUAUAAGAGGAUUAGAUUUUCAUCCAACCAGACCAUUACUAGCUAGUUGUAGUGAUGACAAAUUUAUUGGAUUGUGGCAUUAUGAGGUGGGAAAUGCUCUAGCCUGGUCAAUAGGACAUUUUCAUUACAUCAUGAGUAUUCAAUUUAUAGAUAGUUCACAUUUAGCAACAUGUUCAUUAGACCGCACAAUAGGUGUGUGGAUUAUUAAUGAUUCCUUUGGUAAGAAAGGUUCUAAUCAUUCAUUUAAUUUACAGCUACCACUAUUUAAAAUGCAAAAUAUUGAAGCUCAUGAUAGAUCAAUUAAUUGUCUAAUUUUUAAGAAAGGCAAGCUUUAUAGUGGAAGUGAUGAUAGAUGUAUUAAAGAGUUUGAUUAUAGAGGAACACUUGAAUUGAAUAGAACAAUUUAUGCACAUGAAAACAAUGUUACAUGUAUUGAUGAACAUGAUGGAAUUAUUAUAACUGGAUCAGAAGAUGGGAAAAUAGGAUUUACUGUUAGUAAUAAAACUAAGUCAUUUCCUGUAAAUACUAGAAUUUGGUCACUAUCAAUUAAAAAUGAUGUAUUAGCUGUUGGUAGUGAUGAUGGAUUAAUUUUAUUUAACCUUAGAAGUUCAUUAAUUUCUGAUUGUCUUACUUCUUACUAUUUUAAUGAAAAUUCAGUUUUCUUAGGAAAUUCUUUAAUAUUUAAAGUUGGUAAGAAGCAUGGAGUUAGUAUGAUAUCUACUAACAUUGAAGAUAAUAAGCUAAAAAGUGUGAUUAUCAAUUUUGAUAAUAAAUUUGGGGUAUAUUCAAGUACCGGAUCAUUACUUUCUAUUGAUGAUGGAAAAGCUUGUUAUUUUAAGAAUAAGACUUUAAUUCUCAAUAAGAAUGAAUUACUAUUUGAUAACAAGAAAAUAUUUAGUGUUAGUGAAAUUAAAAAGCAAUUUGAAUUACGUGUAAGUAAAGAUCUGAUAUUUUUAUUUAGUGAUAAGGAGGUAUUAAUAUUAACAAUAGAGGGAUUAAAGAGUAGAAUAAGAAGUGAAAAUUACAUCAGAUCUAUAAUUAGUGAGGAUUCUAAAGUAUGUUUACUUGGAAUUAAUUCAAUAGAGAUUUAUAAACUUGAUGAUGAUUUUGAUCCUACUUUAAUUGAAAUUGUAGAUGAAAUGAUUGAAAUACAAGAUGCUAAAUUUGGAAAGUAUAAAGAUGAAACAAUUCUUGUAUAUUUAACACAAAAACAAGUUAAAUAUUUUUAUCAAGAAGUUGGUAUCUUAUGUAAUAAUCCAUUUAGCAUGUUUGGAAUAAUUAGCAAUGUUGACUUAGAUAAUAAUGAAUUAACGUUAGUUAGUAAACAAGAAGAGAAAGUAGAUGAUUUAGCAUUGGGAGAAAUUAGGUUUAGAAUGGCAGUGUUAAAGAAUCAAGAUGAUAUUAUUUCCGUGAUAGAAGAAGAACAAUUACCAGGACUUUAUCCAAUGGAGUAUUUAAUUAAGAAAAAUAAAGGAUCAAUUGCUUUGCCUUAUAUUAAUGAAGAUGAUAAGAAAUUUGAGUUGUUGCUAUCUGAAGGAAAGUUUAAUGAUGCUUAUGAGAUAGCAGAGAAUAUAAAUGAAAAUGAAAUUUACAAAAAACUUUAUGAGAGAAUUGUUAAAGAAAGUACAUCUGUUGAAAAUCUUAAAAUAGCAGAAUCAUGUCUUUUAAAAGAAAGUAACGAUAUUGAUUUAUUCUAUUUUUAUCUUUGUUCUAAACAAUUUGAUAAAUUGAAUUUAAUUAAAGAUCCACUUAUAAAUGAUAUGGUGAAAUUGGUGAAUGAUGAUAUGAAUAUUUUUAAUAUUGAUUCUAAUGAAAGUAUAAAAAAUACUAAAUUUAGUAAUGAUAAAACUGAAAAUGUUGAUAUUAAAGAAUCUGAAUAUUACAAUAGUAAAGCUUAUUUUAAGGAAUCUGAUUCAAAAGAUAUUAAUAGUGUUAAAGAAACUAUUAGUGAAGUAAGUAAUGAAAUUUAUACUGAUAAGAGUAUUAAUGAAGUAAGUAAUGAAAUUAAUAGUGUUAAAGAAACUAUUAGUGAAGAAAAUAAUGAAAUUAAUAGUGAAGAAAAUAAUAAAAGUAUUAAUGAAGAAAGUAAUGAAAUUAAUAGUGAAAGUGAAUAUGAAAAAAGAUUAAAAGAAGGAUUAGAAGAACUCGAUUUAUAUGGAGAUAAAGAUAGUGAAACUUCUACAAUUUAA